AUGGGGUCGUGUAUAUUGAAAGUUUUUCUCUUGGCCUUUCUAUCAGGUUAGUAAUUUUGGUCGCAAUCGUACGUUUGUACAGUUGAAGUAUAGUAUUAUACUGGAUAUAGCUAUAUUAAUUUGAAUAUAGGUAUGAUAAUAUAAAGAAAAUAUAAGGUGUAUAAAUGUUGAAUACAAUAUGAAGUGAAUUAUCAGGUUAUUUUAUGCGGAGCAACCUUUGACUUUUUAUAAUGCUGUAUUUUUGUCAUAGUUGCUUUUGAAUAUAGAGCUUAUAUAGUCGCCACAAAGUGUUCGGUCAUGCAGACGAUACUGUUUCAUUUGUUCAUGCACACGGGAAUUCGUCCACCUCUCAGAAAGAAAGUAACUAUAAAUACUCCACUUGCAUCCGACUGAAAUUUCAUGAAUAUACAAGAGAGCGUAGUGCUUGUCAUUUAAUAAAUAAACCAAUAGGCAAUAAACCUGAUUUCAUAUAUAGCAGUGUUUCCUUCCUUACGAUAUUCAUUAUAUUUACCAUGCACCCAGUAUUGAAAAGAAGCUCAAGAGUGUAAAAAUAUUCUAUAUACUGCAUGUGUAGGCUCCGUUCACAUGGACUCGGACGAAUUCGGAACCGCAUACCCAAAUUUGCACCUGCAGCACUUUCACCUAUAUAUAUGUAUGUCAUAGAACCUCCGCGCCGCCCAAUGCAGUUUUUCCCGUAGACAGCCGAACACAUCAUGCGCUUAUACGAAAGGCACUCGCUCCCCCUCGCCCCCCUAAGCUACAUUAAGUCAGUCAUUUUGAAUGUUUUCAGGGGGUGGGGCGAGUGGCGGCUUCCCUUUAGAGCACUGCAAGGCUAAGGCCAAUAUAUAUGCAGUGUACGAAACCGCACGAAUUCAAGCACAGCAAGGUGGAAAUUUCCCUAAACUGAAAUAAAAAUAUAAAGGAUAAAAACACAGAGGUAAUUUUGUGGGAGGAUGGUGGAACGCUGCAAAAACACCCAACGUUUCGAGGGUGAAAGGCUGUCGUAAAAAGCGUACAUUGCGCUUAUAUGUAGUAAAACGUUUCCCUUGCAUGCAGUUAAUAUACUGAUAUACUUCAUUUUUUCACUUUUUGGUUGUUCGGACUCAAACCACGGCUAGAAUACAUGCAGAGAAUAUUAUUUUGGUAUAGACCACUAUCUACAGUGGAUCCUUGAAAUAUCAUGCAAGUUAAUGUUAAGCAAGUUUUGCCGUUUUGGACUCAGAUUAAGUAUCACAGUCAUGCACAAAACAGCUCAUUAUGUUUAUGUUUGAGCUGAGUAUACUACAGUAUUCGUCUAUGUAAAUAUGCAAAUCUAUAGGCCAUUUUGAUUUGAAAUUAACAUUCACAAACAGUGAGCUGAUAAUUCGUUUUUGUGUAUUUACUGCAGUUUUUCCAUUCAAAUUGAAAAAUAUUAACGUCACAGAUCUGAAAUUGACAAUUUGCACACAUCACAUAGAUUUGACUUUUUUAUAGAUUGGAUAAUCAAUGCUCAAGCCGUGGAAUACGUCAUUCACAUUUAUACCGCUGACAAAUUUAAAGCAGGGACGGAUGCUCCUGUAUAUUUAAGGUUUUAUGACAAAAAUGACAAGCUGGUGUUGUCGCAGACUAAGAUCGACCCACCUGGUAAUCCAUUCGAGCAAAAUGCGUGAGUUAUUAUUCGAUAUUUUUAUAAAUUGAGAUUUGUGAAAUCAUUAAUAUAGACUAUAGUUCAGCAGUCAUUCUCUAGAGGUAUGAAACUAUAAUCCUCACAAAAAUUGAAUACAUAUAUAGUGACAGCAACCGUUAGUGUUCUAUAAUUUAGGAUUUUUAGCUCAAGUUUUAGUUUCAUUGAUCGUCUUGGCUAAAGAUGCUCCCUAAUAUUGUAAUAAAUUAGAGGUAAACCACUUUGUAUGCCCUAUACCUACAGACUGUACAAAAAAGGUAAUCCAACUUUAGCGUGCUUUUGUGAUUUCAAUAAAUAUUGAGUGUAUAAUUUUUCAUAUCAAUAAAGGUUAGGGUUUUAGCUUAACAACAAAUUUGUUACAACUCAAUAAAUAAGAGAUAAAAGACAGAAAAUUUGUUAAUGCUACGUAAGCAAGCACAUUUUAUUCUUUGUGCAAUGAAAGGUUCAUCGUUUUCCUAAGAAAUUUUUAAAGACUAUUAUUUGUUCAGCUAGAAAAUUUUAUUGCAUUUCCGGGACUCCGAGAGCCCUCAGAGUUUAAAAAAUCCUCCCCCCCCUUCCAGCCUCACGCCCUGGUGUUCCCAGCACCCACCCAACAGUUUCUUGAUGACGUCGUAUAUUGUUCCGUCUAAUACCCCCUUUCGAUAAUUACGUCAUUUGGCCUGGGAGCCUCACUCUCAUGAAUCGUGAGCCAAUCACCUUGCAUAAUUUACUAUAAUGAGAGCGAGGCUCCAGGACCAAAAAGUACGUGUGACGUAAUUAUCGAACGGUGUGUUGCUGGCUGCGCCAAUGGUAAACACAUGAUUUCCAGUCCAAAUGCCAAUAAAAUUCUAUUAUAUCAGCUAUAAAGCAGAUGCCUCUUUUAAGUGGACCUAUGAUUGGUUCCAAAACUAUAGGACUAUAAUGGGUACGACUGAAGUUGUUUUUAGUUUGUGCAUGGUGCUUCUGGAAUAUCGUAUUUUUAGAAAACUUGCGUAUUUGACUGCUAUCUGUGACUGAAUAAUUAUUUUAUCGAUCAGGCACGACGUUGAACGAUUACGUACAGGUUUGUAUCUUGGAGAAUUAUCAAGAAUUGAAGUGAAACGAGGAUCGACCUCAUUCGGAUUGGGGGAUGAUUGGGAUCUUGACAGGGUAAGAAAACAGCCAAAACAACAAAAAUAAAGAACCGAUUCCGAUGAAAACUUGCACCUUCAGAAUUCAUGAAUUAAAUAAGACAGGUUAUUGAGAUUGUAAUUGUCAGUGUAUAGAAAAAAUCGUUAUCAGAAAACACAGAGAGAGAUUUAGAGCAAGUCUGUUGUCACUAUUACUAGUCGGAACUCUCAGUGAUUCCCUAUUCUUUUUUCAGAUUGAAGUUGAAGAUCCACGAAAUAAUUAUAAAUAUGUUUUUUAUUGUGGUUGUGAAAUUGGUAAAGCUGAUAGAUGGUACAAUGUACAGGGUAAGCAUUACGAAACUGAACCAAAUUACUAUGGCAUGUAUAUAAAAACUUGAAAUAUUGUCAAGAGAAAAUUUUUUCAAGAUAUUUUUUACGAUGUUGUUUCACGUAUUACCGGAGGAGCAAACUGUGAUCAACAUAUUUUUGCAUGUUUUUUUAGUUAAGAGACCAUUUGACUGCAGAAAUGGGUAUCAUCUUGUGAACGACAAAUGUGAAGGUUAGAUUAUACGAUUUGUAAGAGUUUUAUUGGUGGCCUUUAGGAAUUAUACAAUUUAGGAAUCGAAAUUCGGUACAAACGUGCACUGUAACCACUGUGCCACGAAACAAAUUGAAAUUGUCAUAUAAAGGUUGACUACAUAACGUUGAAUAUUAUAAUUAUAUUGAAGAUGGUUACGCUUCUGUUUUUCCUAGAUGUCGAUGAAUGCCAGGCAAGUGGAUGCAGCGAUCCUAAUGCAAUCUGUACUAACACUGCCGGUACUUAUCACUGUAACAAUUGUAAACCUGGCUACAGUUUUGACGGCAGUAAAUGUGCAGGUACGUCUGAGUGUUUAAAUUGACGCGCAUUAAUGAUAAUGGUGAUUAAUUAUUUAAUAUGGCUAACACAAUGUGUGGUUGCCCAAUUCACCAUAGCCAGACCAAGAGAAAAACACUUGAAGAGAGAACCAACCAAACAUUACUUUCACGAAUUUUUAAGCACAGGCAAGCUUCCCAAGGAGUAAAUUUCGUUGUCCUCCACCUACAGUUAACAGGCUAAACACAACAGUAUAAACCUGUUUAACCUCAUCUAAAACCCAUACAUACAAUAUGAGUACCACAGUGUUUCUUUUAUCUCUAUGCCAUCAUGUUCCUUGAAAUACUAAAUUAUGCAGGAACUGUAUUUACAUAACACAUAACCUUGCAAGCUUAAAUAAGUGCGUAGUGCGUUUGUUAUCUUGAUCGUGACUUGUGUAAGCUUAAACCUUAAUAAAUUGAGACUCACUUUUAAGCUUAAUUCUUAUCUUGAAGAAACGAAUGAUUAAAUAUACGGCAAAUUGAGUUUCCCUUAUCUCGCCGUCAUAUCAACUUGUCCGCCUCGUGCAUGGGAAGAUUGUCUGCCAUGCAUGCUGGCUAUACUGGUAAUAUAUAGUCAGCAGUGAGCGGAUUACACCAUUAAUGGGGAUCAGGACAUUGAAUGGCAUGAGAAUCUCUUAAAGGACCAGGCUUUUAAUUUCCGGCUUAAAACUACCAUAUCGCAACAAAUCUUGCUAUAGUGACGUAAUUAUACCGUGAAUCAAGAAGCGUUCUCAUGUAUGUAUUUUCCCUUCAAGAUGUGGAUGAAUGUAUCAAUGGUCAAAGUCAAUGUCAACAAACUUGCAGGAAUACAGAUGGAAGUUAUGUUUGCAGUUGUUUAUCAGGGUUAACCUUGGUAGAUAGAUAUUUUUGCAUAGGUAAAAAUUGACAUGACGUUGCAAUACUUUGCAAUCUUACCGCAAGCAUGACGUAGACCGGUAACAACUGAUGAAGUCACAUGGCAUGUGGCAUUUGCAUCUUUAAACCGUUUUUCCAGUCUCUAACUUUUUGUGUUGUGUUGUUAAAAUUUUAAAUAUUCAAGAAUAAAACAGUUUUCAAACACUAUCACCCAUAUAACUUCUAUUCGGCAAGAUUUACAUGCAUACCUUUUUAUUGGGAAUUUAGAUAAAGAUGAAUGCCAACUGGGCACACACAAAUGUAGAUCCCCCGCAAAAUGUAUCAACAAUCACGGAGGUUAUAAAUGUGAAUGCCCUAAAGGGUACGAGAACGAUCCUACGGACAUAUUCAGUUGUAGAAGUAAGUAGCUGUAUAUACUGUUUACUCUCAUCACCAUUUAGCUGGUUCGAUUUCAAAUUUUCACGAGAGUUGAUGAGAAUGUUUGACCGGUAAUAUCAUUGAAUUUAUUUCCUAUUUCAGACAAGAACGAAUGUUUAAGCCCGACUGCAUGUGACUACAAAACAAGUGUAAAAUGUACAGAUCUUUCACCAGGAUAUAAAUGUGAAUGCAAACCGGGUUUCUAUAAUGAAAAGGACAACGUUUGUAAAGGUAGGUACUGGCACGACUAGAAUAAAGAAGGUAUUAAUCCAAGCCUUUGCCAUGUAAUGCGUUACGUAUUCUUUGUUUGCAAUCACGUGAUUUUUCAUCCAAAUGACGGGCAAUCAAACAACUCGUGGACGAUUUUUCUUCUAUCAGAAUGGUUGUAGCAAGAAAAACUGAAGGUCUUAAUAAAUGUAUAAAAGUUACACUCGAAAUUUUCAUCUACAAAAUCCUUCAACAUUAGUUUAAUCGAGUGCGAUGCCCUGAUAUUUCCAGUUAAAUGAUGAAUUUUGCAAUGGAUUUUCCUUUAUAUUUCUAGAUAUUGAUGAAUGCAAAGGGGGGCACUCGUGUGAUGUUGGAAAAUCUGUCUGUGAGAAUUUGGAAGGAAGUUAUCGGUGCAAUUGUUUUCCAGGAUAUAUUAUGUCUGGCAAUGGCAAGAGCUGUAUUGGUAAGUUUAAUAUAUACUGUAUGUACUUUAAGUUUGGUAGAAAGAAACAGAAUAUCUUGGCUACGUCAGGUUUCCACUUGUGUUAAUUUGACAGCACCGGUUUAAAAAAGGUUUUGAAGGUUUAUCUUCCAUGUUUCCUCCGUCACCGGCACUUUCUCAUAAACCAUGUGGACCAUAUUCUUUCUCUGACUUCCCAAUAUGAAUGUUGCAUAUAACCUUUUAAUGAUCGUGGGACGAGCAUGAUACGCACAUGCAGAAACGUUUCUCUUUUCAUACUUUUGUGCGAAAAUUUCUUAUUUUUGCGAAGAAAACCAGCAUUUGAAGGUAAGCAGUUUUAUAACAUAUACAGAAUGAGCGACCGUAUUGCAUGUAUAACAUAUUAAAAAACUCAUUAAUAAUUCAUGAGGAAAAGACAAAGGAAAUCACUGCCGUGUCGGUGGUUUUAUAUGUGAUAAAAAAUCAUCUUCAUUUACCUGAACUUUAGCUCUGAUUUUCUCGGCUUAGACAACAUUUAUUUUUAAAAUUACUUCGCCAAUGAACUCUUUAGAUGGGUCGUUUUUUAAGCCAUUUAAAACGCUCGCAGUCCGUGCUUUAUCCGAGAUAAAACUUCGUGUUUGAUAAAGCACUCCUGCUUGUGUUUUAAACACUGAACACAAAAUUAUAGAUGUUAUCAAUUGAUCGAGUAUAUCUAUUGUUUUGUGUUGAACAUCGUACGUAUAAUGUUUUCUAGCUCGAACGUGUGGUCCGGUUGUGAUUCCAAAUGGUGCCAUGGUCCGUCAAUCCAGAUGCACGCAGCAAAAUGCAAAUAGUUUUAAGGAUGUGUGUUCAUUCUAUUGUUUGGCCGGUUAUCAAAUAACUGAUCCAGCACAAACACAACUUACAUGUGGAGCAGAAGCUUUGUGGAAAGGAACAACACCUACAUGCAGGCGUAAGUAGUCAGGGACGUAGCAAAGACUUUCUCGUUUGGGGGUGGGGGCGUGUGUAGAUCUCAAAUUAACUUAGUUAUUUCUUUAAUUACAUUUUACGUUACCUAAAAACAGUGUUUGAAAGUUAGUGUGGUUUUUUCAUGACUGUUAGAAAGGCCAGAAAUGCAAAACUAAAAGUUUUCUUAGCUUGCGUUUAUUUUUAACUUCCACGUUUGCCUGUCAAUACUCUUAUAAUUUAUUUUUUGUGUGUGUUUUGAUGUUCAUAUGUACUCAGGUGAAUAUAAUGUUUUUGAUGUUGCUCUGAGUGUACUGUAUAUAUACACACCGCCGACACCGGGCAGGCUGAAAAAUUAGCCUGACCACGGUGGGAAUCGAACCCGCGACCUUUGGGAUCUUCAAAUCAGUUCAGGUCACCUGUAAAUUUCCCGGAAAUUACACAUGAACAAAUAUUGGGAGGGGGGUGUUACACCCCGACCUCCGGUAGAGACCCUGUAAGUAGUGUGUGGAAUAACUCCUUGGAAUUCCUUCGCUGAUCCCCUGGUGAUAGAUUGGUGAGAUUUGCAGUUUGACCACAGCAGCCCAAUCUCUGAAUGGUCUAUAUAUUUUGAAUAUUUAUACGGAAAAUUUAUACGUUAUAAUAUUUAACGAAAUAAUUCAAAUAGUAUCAACGAUAUACGUAAAAAAUAUAUCUAACUUGUUAAUAGAAUGCAUUUGUUGUGUUUCUGAGUCUAGUUGUUGCGGUUGCUUUACGUUUUCGUCGUACUUGAACGGUCGUCAAUACUGACACUGAACGACAUAGUCAUAGGGUAAAAGAACUAGUUCUCGUUCCUGGACUAGGAGAGUUUCGAGGAGUGACAAGCGACUAAAUGAAAAAGAAAAAUAUUUCUCUUCUGAAUUUUUUCAGCUGUUAGAUGUCAACCACUACGGGUUCCUAACAAUGGCAGAAUCAGACCAGCUUCGUGUUCUUCUGGUGCUACAUACAGCCAAACCUGUACUUUUAUCUGUUACGAUGGUUAUAACGUGAAUGGUGCAAAUGAUGUCAGAUGUUUGGCAAAUAGAACAUGGAGUGGUUCAGUACCUACGUGUGACAGAGGUAUGAUUGUGUAAACUUUGAAAUGAUUAUAGUUUUAGUCAGCGUAUAAUCAGGAGAUCCCGGUAUAUAUGAGACAUUUUUAUUAAAAGUCUUUGCUUUUUUUAUGAUAUUUAGUUCCGAAUCUCUCCACGUUUCUUUAUAUUAGCAAACGAGAAGAUGAUACGAAGCCUAUAUAUACAGUGACUUUCGGUAGUUUUAUAAGGCCCCCUUAUAACCAGAAGGGAUGGACACCUCAGGCCCCAGUUACACGAUAUAAGAUACAAUACUUGAAACCGUUAAAUUCGAUGUCGUGACGAACGAAUCCGGUAUCGUGUAUUGCUCUAUCCGUACGGCGGUUUCUGUGAUUAACACCAUUUUUAGACUUAAUUCAUUGGUGCAAAAUUAUAAAAAGAUUAGGUAAUCCAGACUUUCACAGCCUUAAUUCAUCAUCCCGCUUGAUUGGGAGUUUUGUUCCCGUUGUUCGUCCUUGAAUGGUUUUAUACGAAGUCUUUAUUUCUCUUUCUUUUCUUUAGUUGUUGUUGAUUUAUGGAUAACAUGUCCAGCCAGUAUCUCAGUAGACCUGAAGCCAGGUGAAAGUUCUGCUGACGUAAGCAGUCUCUGGAAGAUUCCUCAAAAGUCUCAAAAUGCUAAAUAUCUUACAUCAUCACACAAGAAAACUGAUCGGUUCCCUGCUGGAACGAGUUUUGUUACAUGGUCUGUCUCAAACGACAAUAUCAACUUUAAGACAUGCACGGUCACAGUUAAUGUAAACGGUAAGUGUUACUGGUUAUUGAUUUAAGCCUGGUUUCCAUUUGACCAUUAAGCCAUGAGACUGUCAUGGUGUAGCCAAUGUAAAAUAUAGACAUAUCUCUGCAAUCGUUAAAGUCGACUAUUUUGCAUACACGCUCUAAAUUUAAAUUUUUCAUUGGUUAAAAUAUCCAGCUAGGUAAACCUAAAAAUAACCCUGUUCGGGUUAACUUAAUAUUCCUGGUUAAACUUCCUGGUUAUUUUAUCUCACUUCCUACAAUAGUCUGGUUAAUAUAACCAGGACUAGAUGACUAUAGUGUGGGAGUAUCUAACUAUAUAGCACUUGCACAGGCCAUAUCACCCCAUAUGACUUGGUCUAUAAUUUCAGUAUUGAAAAAUGGCCUUUGAGCAUUCUGAUUGGCUCCCUCAGCAGUAACUCUGAAGCAAUAGUUACUGCUCUAGGGCCGGUUGUUCAAAGCUGGGUUAGCUUAACCCCAGGUUAACCUAAAAUUCAAAGCAAACUUCCUGACAGCUUGUCUAUAAAUUUGGAAAUAUUUCUUCAGAGAUCUUGCUUGGAUCGAUAGGAGUUUACUUCUCUGAAGUUUUGAAAUAAACAGACGUGCAGAAAUACACAAACUAAAACAGCAGGUUAAAUCUUAAUCCAGGGUUAGCGCUAACCCACCUUUGAACAACCGGCCCCUGAGUAUAGUAACUAUUGCUUUUCCCAAAAAAAGGCUGAAAAUCAGACGGAAAUAAAUUAUUUAUGCAAAUUAUAUUCAUAAAAUAAACACAUGUAUAUCAGUUGUUAUUUAUAAAUAAAACUUUUCAAUACUGAAAUUAUACUAAAACAAUAUAUUUAUAUUCGCUGAGCCGAAGGCGAAGUGAAUAUAGGCUUGUAAUCACCUCGCCUUCGGCGACUAAUUGUUAAAUAGUCUAUUGCCAUAGUCACGGUGGUAUUGGUAGUCUUGGUGCUCUUUUAAAAUUAUAGGGCCUGAACUUCAGGUUAUGGUGCUCUUGCAGUAUUAUGACAAUAUGCCAAAUGAAGUAAUUUGCCUUUAUACUAUGUUACAGAUAAAGAAAAACCUGUCGCUGUCAAUUGUCCAAAACAUGAUAUUUUGAUCGCAACAAAAAGUGAAAAAGAAUUGGUGGAACUGCCCAAUGUUCAGUUCACAGAUAAUAUCGCUGUCAAAAGAAUUGAUUAUUCUCAUCCCAAUCCUGUGGAAAUCCAGACAGGUUCCCAAAAAACCAUUACUGUCACUGCCCGAGACAGCGCGGGAAACACGGCGUAUUGUAUGUUUGAUGUACAUGUCGAUGGUAAGAGAAUGAGAGCUGUGGCUAUACAGGCUCUUGUUUUCGCAAAGCCUAACAUAAGAAGCUGCUUACAUGAUCCCGCUUUGAAGGGAUAAAAUUGAAGGCAGGAUGAUGUUGAAGUAUUGUACGUAGUAUACAUUAUCACUUUUAAUUAAACGAACUGAAAUAUUUUUGAAUAGAUACAGUAACUCAAGAAAACGGUUGUGUUGUUUGAAAGGUUAUGAGAAUUGUCAUAAUAGUAGUUCCACCCGGUCAACCUUAUAUACUAUUAGUAACUAUAUACUAUCAAAAACCUUAUAUACUAUUAGUUCUAUCGGACGAGAUGCUCCAAAAUCUCGACAGGAAAAUAAUUACCCUUAAUCGUAAACUGUGACUUAUUAUCUUAUAUCAACAUCAUCCUACCUCUCCGGCAAAGCGGGGCCACAUAAACGAGCCCUAAAAUACUUAUAGCCAAAUGCAAGCCUUCAGCUUUUGCUUUGGUUUACAGCACUAAGUUGGUUUAAUAUAAUGUUAAAAUUAUUUUGUAUAUAGCUCCUGUUUGUGGAAGCCUUGAAGCUCCAGUGAACGGCGAUGCACAAUGUCACGCGGGAAUUCUCUUUACGCACUGCCUAGUUUCCUGUAAGGGUAGUAAAGUACUCUUUAAUGCUACUGGUCUAUACGAUUCACGCGUAUGGCUUUGUGAAGGUUAUAAGUGGUCGCCAUCAAAAACUCUUCCUGAUUGUGUUGGUAAGUUUGAUAAUUUGAUAUAUGGAACACAAGAUAGCGUUUACUAUAUACACCGUAAUAUAUCACAUUGGAAAAUUAAUUUAAUACAGUUGAACCUCUAAUCAAGGAAUAUAUACAACGACGAACGUGUAAAGGCAGAUGAGUUACGAAUGUUUGGAGUACAUACCCUCAUCUGAGCAUUCAUAACUUAUCCACUCGUUCACAUCCAUCAGAAGAAGAAAAUCGCACCUAAAAUUGCAAGUGGAAACCACACCUCGUGUAAACGGGCCUUAAGCGUAUGUUAAUUAGAGAUAUUCGCUGACUGGUGGUUGGUUAUAAAGGUUAAACCAGUGCAUGAGCUCCAUAUAUAUCUGGAGCGAGAGUUCGAGUCCAAAAAGUGAAGCCAGCUUCGUGUUAACCGCGCAGACGUAAAAAACAAUAGAAAGGAACUGGAACUGACGCCCAAUAGCUCCUUCAAUUUCCUCCAUCUGGGCAAGGAGUGUACCAAAAUUUCGUAAUUUGACAUCGAUUUAAAGAAUAUCACUAUGGUUUUAUGAACUGAUCACUUGGUUAGCGAUACGGUCCGUUAGAAAAAAGCUGGAAUUAGCUGGGGAAAAUGGUAUAAAAGCUUUUUACGACCUUUUAUGCUACAGUCCCUCAUGUCGGAAGUGGGUCUUAAAUUGGACCCAAAGCAAUUUGCUCUUCCGGGAAAGUCAACCACUCAGGCACUCGUUUAUCUCCUACACUUGAUUCAUGCUGCUUUAGAUCCAGGCCACUGCUCUGUAAGAAUCUUUUUUGCUGAUUUCAAAAAAGGUUUUGAUCUCGUCGACCAUAAUGUCAUUAUUGAUGAACUUUUAAAAUUACAAGUGAGUCCUGCCAUUAUAAGAUGGAUAAAGUCGUUCCUUACCUCCCGCGAACAGUGUGUUAAAAUCGGACCAUCCUUUUCCUCAUGGAAACCCGUGAACGGUGGCCUACCUCAAGGAACUAAACUUGGCCCUCUUCUCUUUGCCAUUUUAGUCAAUUCCCUCCUACAGGACUGGAAUGGGCGGAUAAAGUUUGUAGACGAUGCUACUGCACUAGAAAUUGUUCCACGUUGCUCUCCUAGCUUGCUACCUAUUCUCGUAAAUGAUGUAUCUCAGUAUGCCUCAAGUAGAGGAAUGAAGCUUAACAGUAAGAAAUGUAAGGAGAUGACAAUAUCCUUCCUCCAAUACCACCUUCCACAUGAUAAUGCGAUCUAUAUAGAUGGUUCGCCAGUGCAAUCAGUAUCCUCCUUUAAACUGCUCGGUGUGCUACUGAGAGAGGAUCUAUCUUGGUGUGAUCAUGUCGACUAUGUGAUUAAAAAAGCAAAUUCUAGACUCUAUGCAUUGCGGAAGUUAAAAAAGGCUGGGUUAAGCGAUAAAGACCUUGUCACUAUAUAUUCGUCCUUCAUUCGGUCCCGAAUUGAGUACGCUUCACCUGCAUGGUCAACGCUGACCCAAGGCCAGUCUGACCUUAUCGAAUCGAUACAGAGAAGAGCAUUACGUAUCUUGCUUCCCGAAAUGUCGUAUCAAGACGCAUUGAAUUAUACUGGUCUAAAAAAGUUAAGUACGCGUAGACAAAAUUCCUGUGAACAAUUUAUUCGGAAAUUGAAGCUUGACAAUGGUCCUAUAAAUCCUCUUAAGGAUGUUGUUGCAACUCGUAUACAUUCAAAUACUCAUAAUUAUAAUCUUAGGUCCGAAUCAAGCUGGUCACUCCAAACGAACACAGAACGGUUUCAAAAUUUUAUAACUGUCAAAUAUAAUUAUUAAUGUAUUAUUGAUUUAGUAGUACUCGUGUAUAUUAAUUCAGGGACCCAAUUAUAAUUUGUGGACAGAUUUAAACUGACUAUUCAGAACGAACAUUGAACGGUUUGAACUCAAUUUUAUCUGUAAAUUUAAUUUUUAAUGUAUUUACUUACAAUCAUGUAAUUCAGUGGAGACUGCAAUGUGAUUAAUUAAACAGAUUAUUAUUAUUAUUAUUAUUAUUAUUAUUAUUAUUAUUAUAGCCAGUUUUAAUAACUGUCCCGCUAUUUUGUACGCAAGACGCCCGUGUUUCAAAAAUGUCGCGUCAUUCCUUCUUUGCUUACCAGAAAAAAAGCAUUAUCAACCGCCCUAAUGGCAAGAGUAAAACGUAAAACAUGCAUGGUAUAUAUGGAUAAUAAUCCUACAAUCAUUCGAUACAAUGUCACAAGAUAUUGUAGGAACUAAUGUCUGGACUUAGUUCCGAAACAUCACCUUACUUGAUCUAGUAGCUCAGAUGGUAUGAUGCAUCGCAGGUUCGACUCCCACCGAGGACAAGCAAUGAUGACAUCAGUAUUAAUCCAGUGUAGAUUCCUAAUCUCACAAAACAUUAGCUUACAACAUUGAAAUGAAUAUAACUGGAACGCUACCUCCGACCGGAAAUUUGAAGCCAAACUUCAAGGCCAGUCUCAGUCUUUUCACGUAUGGGAAGAGCGCUCAAUCUGUCAAUCAUAACAUGAACACGUAUGGGUCAGAUUUGGCUUCAAGAAGAAGAUGCCUAACGUUUUUAUUUUAUGCCUAUCUUUUCUAGUUUAUCUGAAGGCAGCGUUCCAGUUAUAUUCAUUUCAAUGGCUUACAAUUUGUUCUAAUUUUAGAUUAUGUUGACUCAAAUGGAUCGCCAUGUCCAAAUGGCAAAGUUCUUAUGACAACUACUUUACCACAAGAUGCAGUUACGCAUGUCAAAGUUUGCGGUAAGAUUAUUAUUAUAGCGUAAUUUAAGCAAGGAUAAAAUUUAUCUCCUGGACUCGUAAAGUAAGAUGCUACUAGCUGGUAAAUUUACAGACGAGUGUGGUGACGAAAAUAUUGGAAAAUCGUCAAUACAAAUGUACCUUGUUACGUACUGCAAUGUGUAAAGCUCAUUUCAGAAUUUGACUGCUUGACUAUUGAUUAAGGUUGACGCUAUUUUGUUGUUGCCAGAAUGCAUUAUUGACGUAAAGUGAAUAAGGACGUUUUACUAAUCCUAAAAAAUGGGUACUCAUUUUGAGAGUAAAGUCAUAACGGAUUGCAAAAUUAUAACGAGAGUACAUAGGGAGCGAUUGCAGAAUCUUUGUUCAUUUAAACAUUCAAAUAUGGGAAUCUUUUCAAAAUUAUUUAAAGUUAAAAAUGAAAUGGCAAGAUUAUGUUAUUUUUUAUCAAAUUCGACAAGAAUUUUUUGUAGAACGAGACGCUAUUAAUACACAGUUUGAGCAAAAUUGUUAGCAUUUUCAAGUGAUUAUUAGGUGUAACUUUUUUCUAUAUCCCAUGUCUAUUUUCUAUUACUGCUCAGUCUUAUCUCUAAGUAUUUUUACUAUUCUACAGGCGACUGUCCGUCAGGAACGUAUUACGAAAACAACGAGUGUAAGCUGUGCCCUGCAGGGACAUAUCAGAGUACAACUGGUAAAUCUGGACCAGCAGCUUGCAUGAAGUGUCCUCCUGGUACUUCAUCUAAAGCCGGCACAAAAAAGCGUUCAGGAUGUAAAGGUAAGUAUGCAAACAUAUCUGUCAGGUUUCUGUUGCACAAAACUCACUUUUAAAAUUCCACCCGCUUCCAACUGGGCUUUGCCACUGCCCUGGGUAACUCCUCAGGGAGUCAUUAAUAAACUGCCUUUGCGUGAACGGAAACCCUUCGACUAUGCGGAAGCACUUCGAAUAAGCGGAUCCGGAUGCCCUUCCGCAGGUUGUCACGUGGAAAUACAAAAGUGAUUACGUGAUACAAAUAAACCGAUUAAAUGAAUUUAAUCCAAGCAAGUCAAGAAUUAGAAAAGAAAACAAUUAGAAAACAUUAUUAAUUAGAAUUGGAAAACAAUAGAAAGGUGUAUAAUGCAGGAGGAAUUGAAAACAUGUGUUAGAUAACGUCAAAAAUUUUCAGUUAUCCAGCAUGGAUGGACACUCCUUGUGACCAUCACGAUGAACGAUGCCAAUUUUGGAAAUGAGACACCUUUCUUCUCUUUAGCUUUUCGUCUAUCCAUUGGACAGAGGGGUUGGAUUUUUAGUUGUUCAUGAUAGUAUGAUAAUGCUCACCACACUUUCCCUUAAACAUCUUAAACCCAUGUCUUGUUCAUAUUUCAGCGACUUGUGCACCUGGUUACUUCUCAGCGGACGGUUUUCAACCUUGUGAGUUAUGUGAACUUGGGGAAUAUCAAUCUAAUUCUGGAUCCAAGUCAUGUAACCGCUGUCCAAAUGAUCGCAGAUGUACACGAUAUCAGGGCGCGUCUUCUCUCGUGAAAUGUGGAUGUAAGUAUCAAAUCACAGAGUAGUUGCAUACAGAGGUCUCACUUCUGCGGGAAAACCGUAAGAUAGUUUUUUACAAAAAAAAGCUGGCGGCCAUGUUCUUAGCAAGUGCCCUAAAGAGAGCCACUCACCCCCCCUCCCCCUGGAACAUUACAUUUCAAUAUGUUUUCAGGGGGUGGCUGCCUCUCUUUAGGGCACUUGCUAAGAACUUGGCGGACUGAAACAAUCCAUUACGCUAAAUUAACCUGAGUGUAAGUACUCUGUGUUCAAAUGCGCUGGCUUGAAUUAUAACUUAUUAGGUUGAGUAUUUAUUGUGGAGGAAGAAGGAGCUGGCAAUCAGUCAUAAUGUCAUUAUCAAAAUAAUGUAAUUAUUUUAGUUAUUACGUCUUAGUCUCAUUUCAUUCUCGUUCGUUUGGCCCGUUUAGUUAUGGCGGACUUCUAUAAUAUUGUGUAUCAAUGUUCAUUUAACCUGAGUGAACAAUUGGUUCAAUGCACUAUCCAUUCCGCCACCAGUAAGGUGGGUCUACAGAAAAAAAUGAAGUAAAUUACUACUAAUAUAAAAUGUAUUUUUAACGCCUGUCAAGUGCAUAUAUUUUCUAUCAAUUUUCGGCGUUUUAUAACAUUAACAAACGUUGGAGGCAAAAUGAUUAUCUUAAUCUAUCAUUAAAUUUUCACUGUUCAUGAUCCUAAUUAUAGCUCCGGCAGCUAUUGCUUCAGAAUGAAACUGUAGUUAUAUUUGAGUCUUACCAUGCAUUCAGCUCCAUGCAAAAAAUGUUCCAUGUUGGCCAUUAACAAAAUACCCAAUUACCGGCCGACGUCACUUGACCGUGGAAAAUAUCAGAGCGAGGAUUCGUGUAAAGUUGGGAUUAAAUUUAUAACAAAGCUUUGACUUGAUUCGGGAAUUCCUUUCUAUUUUAGCAUGUCCAUCAAUCAGUCGUAUUGAACCAAGUAGUAAUGUCCAACGUCUACGUGGUUCGUUACUCGAGUUAUUCUGCUAUGUGAAUACAACUACGUCAGGAAGUUACGACAUAAGAUGGGCAUUUAAUCUGGAUACACCUGGUAAGUUGCAUUCGCAAUGGUAAAACAUGCCUGGCCAGGGAGUAUACUAGAACAUUAAUAUACCCAAUUAAAUAUCAAUAUGUAUACUAAACCGAUAAACUCGUUCAGUUUGAUUGCUUUGUUACUAUAAAUUUUGGGUACUUUAACCUAUAUUUUGGCCUAUUUUAAUGAUGGAAUCACCCGAUGCUAUAAUAGCCAAAUGACCUUGAGAGUGAUAUAUAUGAAACCCCUGGACAAACUCGUUUACUCGAAAUGUCUAUGAUUGAUGUUUAAGAGGCAGUCCGUGUAAAAACCGACCACUCGAAUUUCUUAAGAUUACAGAUUUCCUUCAAACUUUCUGUGUGGAAGAAGUCAUUCAUAAAAUGAGCAAAAAACGUUGACUUUGAAAUUGUAGUCAGUUUAAAAAAUUUUUUCGCAAUUAUUUUCGGACGCGUUCGAAAACAAGUUAAAACGUUAAUUACGCAAGUGAUAUUUGACCUUUUUUAUAUCUCACAGUUCAUCUCGCGCUUUUAUUCUAACUUCUUGAAACUUACAUAUUUUAUUAUUUCCUGCCUAGGCAUAAACCUAAACUAAAAAUUAUCCUGAUCACUUGAAGCAAACAAAAUAUUGUGUAUUUUUAAAAACGUCUUUCAGACAGCGGAUUAAAUAUUCGUGUUAGUAUGCUGGUGGUAAAUUAUUUUUUCUCAAAAGUGCAACGGUAUCAGGUAUCCAAUCUAUUGCAGCUACUGAGUUUUAUGACACAUCUACUAGAAUAAAUAAUAAAAUCUUUGGGCAGUAUGUUUUUCACCUGACAAGCGCGUCAUGAAUAUAGUCAAUUUUCGCUAAUUCGACUAAUUAUAAGCUAUAAUUUGUUAAUGCAUUUACUUAAAUUUUUCGCGUUAAAAACAUACAAAAUUGUUCACUAUCUUUCAAAUAUGGCUGUUUUUUGGAUAGAGACUAAGUUAUAAAUAUGCCAGCAUUUAUGCUAGCUUUAUAACAUAGAGCAAAAGUCUUGACGCAUGUGCCGACUGAAAUUGACAUGCACGCGUUGCUAAUUUUAUCCGCCGGUAUUAUCUUUUUAUUUUUUAUCAGUGUAUGAAAGCACUGUAAACAUACUGAUCUUGGUAACUAAAACUAUAUGCACCGACUUCCUCCGAAUGUACACAUCUAUCAGUAGAGAAUAUUAGAAGAAAGUAUAUUAUACAAUUUAUUAGAGAGUAAUGUUUUUCGCGUGAAAAGCGGUUCAUAUAUAAUCCCCGUUAUCGCUUGAAGUCGGUCAACGCGUAAUUUCAGGUUUUUCUUCGCUUUCUUAACAGUAUAUUUAUAUCGUAAAAUCAUUACAAUCUUAACUUGUUGAAUUCGGGGGAGGGGGGAGGGUAAGAUCCCCCAAAGAAAAGUCAAGAAAUGGGCCCAAAUAUUUUCGGGCAAUAUAGACCAAUAGAUAUAUAUAGCUAUAUAUAUAUAUAUAUAUAUAUAUAUAUAUAUAUAUAUAUAUAUAUAUAUAUAUAUAUAUAUAUAUAUAUAUAUAUAUAUAUAUAUAUAUAACAAGUAAAGCUUUUAAAGAGAAAUAACUUGCAUCAAAUAGAGGAAGGGCUAACUUAGAUUUUGAUAUAUUACAGUUGUAUUUCACUUAAAAAUUCACGGAGAUAUUAAUGUUUAAAAUCGGGAGCAUAUUUCUGGAUGUGUCUGAAAUAUGCAAAAAACGGCGUAUCAAAUAUUAAUCAAGAUUUGCCCGACUGAAACAUGCACGAUUACCAGUAAAUAAAUGACACUUGACAAAUUGUUUAUUAUGAAACAAAGUCUGUAUUAUUAUAUACAAAAUACAAGCAAUAUUUAUUCGUCCGAAAUCUGUGUGUGUUCCUAGCACGAAUACGUUUCCUUAUUUCAUGAGACCACUGCAUCGCGAAGGAUCGUCAUGGAUCGUUCGUAGUUCUGAAUUAGGGCAUGCUGUCACAAUGGAAUUGUGAAGCUCUUCUAACUUCUGCAAUGUUCUGAAAUCUUGUUAAGAACACUCUAACUCAUUUGCCUUUUCUUAAAUCAUUUUAAGUUCACAAUAAACUGAGAAUGAAACACAAUCAAACCAUACAACUCCAUAAGACAUAACAAUUAAGCAUGCAACUCCCUGGAGACAUCCAACAUUUUUGGAACAAAACGUAACAAAAUAGUAGCGUUGAUACUGUGAUGUGUAUUUGCAAAAAGCAAUAUUAUUUCCUUCAUUGCAGAAUAAUAUUCAUCCUGCUCUAACCGAGAAAUAAUCAACUCUGUUUUGAACCCAUGAAAAACAUAAAAAAUUAGGCUAAGAAAAAUUUAACGCCUGCCUUGCAUGGUCUUUCAUGUAUCUUAUAAAUUUGUAAAGUUUGUAAAGACCUAUUAAAUAUUUGCAUAAUUUCGUUCGUUCAUAUUUCAGGAAACAAUGAGCUAAGACUUAGCUUACAUGUAAGAAGUCUAAAUCUACGCCAUAUCCCUUACAAACCCUAACGACAAUUCGCUGAAAUACAAGUUAGCCUGAUAUGUCAUCAAGCAAACAAACGCUGAAGUUAAUAUUUGAUAUGCCGAUUUUCGCUAAUUUUAGACACAUCCCAAAAUAUGCUCCCGAUUUUGAACAUUAUAUCUCCGUGAAUUUUUAAGUAAAAUACAACUGUAAUAUAUCAAAAUCUAAGUCAGUCCUUCCUCUAUUUAAUGCAAGUUAUUUCUGUUUGAUAGCUUUACUUGUUUAGAAGGUAUUAUACAUCAAACCGGAGUACUUUUUUUUGGGACACCCGGUAUAUGAGUGUACUACUAUACAUUUAUAUUGCUCUCAUGUGCAUAGAGAGACAAGGUACGAAAUUAGAAUCUAUAAACAAUCAACUUUAAUACAUGCAUGGUUGGGUAUACAAAAACGUUUUGAUGUAAAAAACGAAUUUCUUUCUUGUUGCUUUGUGCUAUUAGGCUAUAUUAAAACCGACGAAACAUGUAGUAAGCGCAUAUAUUAAGUGAAAGUGAAACUUAUUCUCAAACAAAUAAAUGAACCAAGACUGCAUGUCGUAAUCUCUCUGAAAGGGCAAAGCAGUAAUUAAAGGGUGUAUAUAUAGAGGCAUCUAUAUAUAACGGCAAGUGAUUUAAGAGAGGAUGUCCACAAAUAUCAAACAUAAAGCGGCCACGACUGAAAAAUCGAUUUUGCUCAAAUUUUGCCCAGAUAUACCUUAUUAUAUCGGAAAAUGCACCAUAUAUUUUUUUAGGUCAAAUGCUUUUUUAACUUUGAGAAAAUGCCGUUUUAAUGCGACCACCCUAAAUCGAGGAGGUUGCUAUAUAUAAAUGCUUAAUGCGCACUUCUCCAAAAUAAAUUUUAUGGGGAGGGGAAAUCCAGCAAAUAAUGGCAUAAUGGUAUUGGCCCGCCAGCCCGCAUCCACUUUAAGAGAAGCUCCGGAUGAGAAACUAAUAUACAACAAAUAUUGGGCUUUAAUACUACUAUUUAUUUGAGGGAGUUUGUUUUGGCCGUCGUCGUCGCGUUGCCGUCCUAAAAUCGUAAGGUCUCUAAUAACCCCUCCGUGCGAUCGUUAAAACGAUCGCACGGAGGGGUUAUUAGAGACCUUACGAUUUUAGGACGGCAACGCGACGACGACGGCCAAAACAAACUCCCUCAAAUAAAUAGUAGUAUUAAAGCCCAAUAUUUGUUGUAUAUUAGUUUCUCAUCCGGAGCUUCUCUUAAAGUGGAUGCGGGCUGGCGGGCCAAUACCAUUAUGCCAUUAUUUGCUGGAUUUCCCCUCCCCAUAAAAUUUAUUUUGGAGAAGUGCGCAUUAAGCAUUUAUAUAUAGCAACCUCCUGAAAAACAGCACAAAAUCAGUAAGUGCAACUGAAAGCAUGUUUUCAUAAUUUUGUACCCAGAACGUCUGGCGUUUUUCGGCCCUGCCCCUGGCUUCCGGUAGAACUUUUAUAGCUGAGUUUGGAUAUUUAAUAAGUGUGUACGUAAUGCGGGAAAAACUUGCAGUUUGGUUAUCAAAUUUUGUAUUUUAACUAUAACAUUUGGUUUGGGAACGUUUCUAAUUGUCUUUCUUUCAAAUUUCACUUUGAAGACAUCACAAAAUUUAUAAUAAUGGUCAAAAAUGGCAAUAAUAAUGGCGAACAAGGCCAUUUUCCUAAAAAGCAUGCGGGCGGGGAUGAGAAACUAAUAUACAGCAAAUAGUGGCCUAAAGACAAUUCGUGGUAUAUUAGCAAUCGUAUGAAUUUAAUAAAAUCGUAAGAAUUUAAUUGGUUUUAUGUUUGGGAAGAGUUUUGCUGAAACCAGUUUGAAGUUGCACUUGUUGCGCCUUGAAAUGCAGCCGUUGUAUCAAGACGUGAAAAUCUGUGAUUUGGCGUUGUGAUUUAGACAAAUUAUUCAUAUAUUGCAAUUAUGAAUUCUUUUUAAUUAUUUAUUGUAUUUGUAGCCGUUGCUGUCCUAAAUCACUGUGCCUAAAUCGUAUAAAGGUGUUUAUUUAAAAAUCGGGGAACCAUGCAAGGUAAGCAUGGUUAAAACUUUUUCGAGUAUGGGGACGUAUGCGUGCACAUGCAUGCAUGGUUUACGCUACUCAUACGUUUCUCUCAUACGCAAUAGUGUGACAGGACCUUAACCGAGAUCAGCAUGUAAUUGCAGUUCUUAAAAAACAUGAAAGUAUUAAACAUGUAUAAAAUAUUUGUUUCAUUUUAUAGUGGGAAAAUAAAUCUGCACUAUGUCUAUGAUGAGAAAAAAGUGCUCCUUCAAGGCAUCCUAUAAAUUGGCACACAUAUAUCCUUUCCCGCACUUUUCUUAUACAUUUUUGUUUAUAUAUACCAUGCAUGUAGUAUUUAAUGAUACUCAUAAACGUAAAAUUUCAAGCAUAUAUAAUUGCUGGCAUAUUUAUAACUUACUCUCUAUAAAAAAAACAGCCAUAUUUGAAACAGUAAACAGUUUUGUAUGUUUUUAACGUGAAAAAUUUAACAAUUUAUAGCUUAUAAUAAAAAUUAUAGCUUAUAAUUAGUCGAAUUAGCGAAAAUUGACUAUAUUCAUGACGCGCUUGUCAGGCGAAAAACACACUGCCCAAAGAUUUUAUUAUUUAUUCUAGUAGAUGUGUCAUAAUACUCAGUAGCUGCAAUAGAUUGGAUACCUGAUGGCUGAUACCAUUGCACUUUUGAGAAAAAAUAAUUCACCGCCAGCAUACUAACACGAAUAUUUAAUCCGCUGUCUGAAAUACGUUUUUAAAAAUACACAAUAUUUUGUUUGCUUCAAGUGAUCAGGAUAAUUUUUAGUUUAGGUUUAUGCCUAGACAGGAAAUAAUAAAAUAUGUAAGUUUCAAGAAGUUAGAAUAAAAGCGCGAGAUGAACUGUGAGAUAUAAAAAAGGUCAAAUAUCACUUGCGUAAUUAACGUUUUAACUUGUUUUCGAACGCGUCCGAAAAUAAUUGCGAAAAAAUUUUUAAAACUGACUACAAUUUCAAAGUCAACGUUUUUUGUUCAUUUUAUGAAUGACUUCUUCCACACAGAAAGUUUGAAGGAAAUCUGUAAUCUUAAGAAAUUCGAGUGGUCGGUUUUUACACGGACUGCCUUUUAAUUGUACUUUAUCUGCGUGUUUUACCUUAUUUACCGUAUUUACCGUAUUUACCCUUCCCCCAAAACGACGUCGUCCAAAUAUGGAGAGAAUAAUACCAACAACGAAUGUGGGGGAAGAGAACGAAAACGCGGUCCUUUCUGUAGUUAAUAGACUAUAGUACUAACAUCCAAACAAAGAAACUUAACUCGAAAUUUUUUAUGUUUUCUUAUGCUGUACCGUCUAUUUUAGGUCAAACUUUGGGUAGCAGAAUUUACCAGAAGAAACUUAGAGACGCAAACGGGAUGCAGACAGGUCUCAGAUUGUCCGUGCGUGAUCUGCAGGCCUCGGCAAGUUUUGAAUGUGUUCUGGAGAGCAAGUAUGCUGUAGUGAAGAAAGCAGUCCAUGUUUCAGUGAUUGAUUCAAAUGGUGUCGGAUCUGGUACAGGUAUGCUGCUGUAAAGUGUCUUUUUCAUCCUCUCUUCUUUCGAGCAGCUGCAAAGGAGACAUGAAAUACUGAAGUAACUAUACUUAUAUACUGCAGCAUGACAGAAAAGGUGUUCGCUGAAUGAGUUAUUUAGUAUCGAGCUAGCAGAGACUUAUAUUAAGACACAUGCGCUCGACAAAUAAAAAGGAAGGAAAAUCAGAGGACCCGGGGUGAAAACACUCGAAGCAGCAGAUAUAAUUUACCAAACUAUACUUAAAUGAGUUUUUCAAGUGCAGCGAGGUUACCGAAGUAACCGAAUCUAAAUCCACUAUGUCCAUCGACCUACUCUAGCUAGUUUAACUCAGUGGUAAAGGCAGCGUGCUCGUUAAACACUUUUGGCACCCGUUAUAUUCCCCUUGAUAUAUCUAAAAUACCGUAUAAUAUCGUACCCCACAAUUACGUUCUUCAAUCAGAAAACAGGAUUUGCAUCAUGUGAGAUCUUUCGUGAUAUAUCAGUUCAAAUCUCGAUUUCUGACUACGUUCAAUUAAAGAAUUCCCGCAAUGAUCUAUGGGAUCCGACAGUACAAGAGGAAAAACCCCAUGAUGGGAAUGCGAUAAAGAAUUUCCGGGCUGAGCAACUGAGAACAAGCCAGGGUUUAAAACCUAAUAAAACACGCUUACCCGUGUCCUUCAUUCAUACUGGUUUGCUUGUUCUCCUGGAUUUAGGUUUACUUAAAAACUUAUUCUAUUUUUUUCUUGAUUUAAGAAAAUAAUUGUGAAACAAAGCUGGAUGGACAGACAAACUAACAAUUAUUUUUCUUUCUUUAGGCUUAGUCAGUGACGAAGGGUUGUAUGAAAAAGAGUUGUUAAAUGCUUGA
Molecule: messenger RNA, 22454 nt
Organism: Paramuricea clavata
Lineage: Eukaryota; Metazoa; Cnidaria; Anthozoa; Malacalcyonacea; Plexauridae
Source: the annotation of a GenBank genome assembly